UGCUUGGGCCACGAGCUUUCAACGAAUGAGGGGAAAAGGGCGGUAACCUGUUACUGUUGCGACACACCAAACUGGAUUGGGACAACUCGUGCAGGCAGAGAGCCCUAAAUAUAUUUCUAUGUCGUAAAAAAAUAUAUUUGAACAAUUUUUUUUUUAGGUUUCGGGAUUUAUUUUAGCCUUUCUUCUUUUUUUGGCUUUAAUCAAAUUUGGAUUGUAUAUUUACUGACAACAGAACAGCACAAUGAGCGUGUGUGCAACCAUCCUCAUCGUGAUAGCUACCAUCCUGGGACCAAUCACCUUGGUUUUCAUGUCUGUCUCGUUUGGCACCGACCACUGGUUGGAGUUUCGGGUGGACAGGAGUAAACUGCCCGCUAACCUGCGUGACACCACAGAUCUGGAGAUGGCGAAAAUAGCUCACUCACGUGACCGGGGACUGUUUCGAGAGUGUUUCCCUGGCAACGACACACAGUUUCUAGACAAAGCUGAUGGUAAAGUUGAUGGCUACUGCUUUAAUAUCAACUAUGACAUGCCAGAAAUUUCAGGAUCCAAAAGUGACGAAUACAUUUCCAGAUUGCAUUUAAAUAGAUGUUUCUUGGCAUUCUUCAUCAUUGCCAUUGUUUUGUUCUUGUUGGCUUAUGUGUUUGGUUUGAUUUUGUGUUGCAUGAGGGUCUCCAGAUGGGCUUACAUUGCAGGAUUAUUUUCCUACUCAGCAGCAUUCUCACUGGCUGCUGCUAUAGCUUUCUUCCAUGGUGCUGAGUACAUUGAGAGAAAUAAACUGAAAGAUCCAUACUUUUACUUGACGUGGGAGGAGCCUCUAAAAACGUACACUACACGUAAUUAUGGAUGGUCCUAUGCACUGGGCUGGGUUGGAAUGAUCUUGGCUGCUCUCUCCGCAACGUUCUACUCUCUGGCCGGAUGUUAUAUAACUAGCGAGAAAUACGAAGACCGCGAAGUUCUGGAGAAGCAAAAGGGACGUGACUACCCCAUUGCUAUGGAACCUGUUUAUGCAGUUGGCACUGACCCUUACUACACAAAGAGUUACGGAUACCCCCGUGCCUACCUGGGCCCUAUGGCUCCUGAAUAUUACGCCAGAUCCUACCCAGCAGUUGGCUAUGGUGAUCCUAGUAAAGAUAUGUGGCAUUGGAGGGAGAUGGAAAGUUAAAUUGCAUUCAGAGAUUUUAAAUCAAAUUAUUCAGUGGAACUACUUAAAACCAAAUUUAAAAAAAACUUAAAUCUACCCAUUAUUCUACUUAAUAUUUUUUGAAGUCUAGGGGAAUCUACAAAUUUUAAUUAUUGUGAAACAUUUUUUUUUGGUCAUAAAAUUGUGUUAAGACACAUUCUUCUAAACUGCAGCAUCUAAAUAUAAUUACAUAAACGAGUAAAAAAAAAUGAAAUAUAAAUGAUGGUCUGCCAGUUUGCCAAAAAAUAUUUUUUUUAAUGAGAUAAAUCAAAAACUUAAAUAACUAUUAUAGUUUCAUCAAAUGAUAUUGUAAGUGUUUCGUUAUUUAGAUUUUUUAUUAUAAGGGAUUAGUUAUUUUAUCAAAUGAAAAUGCCAUAUUUUUAUAAUUAAAUUUCUUUUUUUUUCUUUUCACAAUUCAAAUAGCCAGAAUUGAUUAUAAAUUAGACAAAAUGUUAGCAUUUUGAUGAAAUCUGAAUUUUAACUGGUUGUAAGUAAGUUAAAUCAUGUAGGCAAAUAAGGUUUAACAUGAGUUUAAUGUCUUCUUGUCAUCAUGAUCAGACAGAUGACCCAGUUCUGAUUGACAAAAUCAAGAUAUUUAGUCAUAAAACUUUUAAAUCAGAAUUAAACAUCUUCUGUGAUCUGAAGCAGAGUUAUGAAAAGGUAGAGAAUGUGUUAUGUAGUUCAGACUGCUGCUGUUAUUACCAUGUGUUCUAUGUUUGGCCCAUGUGUUCCAACUGGAACUUAACACAUAUGUUUAGGCAUGCUUAAAGCAAACUUCUUUUUUAAGACAAUAUAGCAGUAAAGUGACAAAUGAAAAAUUUGACUUGCCCCUGAAUGUUUUAAGCUGUUCUCAUACAAAAGGGUUCAACUAUCAUUUGUCAUGAGCUUUUACUAGACUCCAUAAAAAAAAGCUGGGAUACAAGUUAUUAGUCUAUAGUAAUGUUUACGUCUAACAUAUUAUGUGCUGUUCUAUAAUAACUUCCAAUCAUCAAAACAGAACUUCCUUUCAUUGUAAAUGUUUUUUUUGCAAGAAAUAAUGAGUGUUAGCAAUACCAUUUUUUGGUAAAAAGGAAUUUUUGUUUCUUUUUUUUUAUGAUUUGCAUAACCGUUGACAUCUAUAUGCUACAAUUCUCAUAACUACAGCGUUUAUUUUAUUUUUAUUGCAAAGUUCCAUCUUCAAAUGCUACUUUAUCACUUCUGGUGUUUAUAUAUAUAUAUUUUUUGUUGUACUUUACCUUUAUAAAAACUUGUUUUAGUAAUACGUGUUUAACUAUUUUUUUUCUUUGAAAUUAGGAACAAAGAAGUCAUUUUAAACAAAUUUUUUUUUUAUAUGUAAUAUAAUUUUGUGUGUAUAUUUUUUAACUGCUAAGAAUUGUGCCUUGGUGAGUGAAUUGUGUAUUUACUUAUACAUUUGUAUUUAUAUAAUAUAUAUAUAUAUAUACUUUUAGUUUAAAGUUAUAUCCUCAAGAUCUGAUAAAUUGUGCCAUUAAGGUGCAGAAAAUAAUUGUGAGUGAGACGUGAAUGAAACUAUAAAAAAAAAAGUUGUUUAUAUAGUGUUACCUUGUUGUUUUGUUAUCUAUUUACACUAUAUUUAUACAUUCCACAUGUAGAAAGUAGCUGGUUUGGCUGUGAAGUUUUUUAAGUUAUUUAGAUUGGUGGCACCUACUAUUUUAGUUGAACAGAAAUAUUCGAACAGCCUAAUUGAAAAUUGUUACGUUUUUUUAAAUAAUAUUUUGAAAAGUCAUUGUUACAAUAAUUAUGUAUAGUUUUUAUGAUGUUGACAUCUUUUUUUUUUUUUUGGGGGGUAUUUUUGUUUUAAAACUAAAUUUUAACUCUGACAUUAAAUGAAUAAAACAAUAAAUCAUGUAUUAUAAUUAUAUUUAUAAAAUAUUCCUUUUUUUUUUUUAAUCACUACUACUUACCACUCUGUAACUUUUACAAUUUAUUGUACUUAAAUAUUUGGAUUCAUUUUCUUAAAAUAGAAAAAUAUUUGGCCAUCUAAACAAACCUAUUUUAAUCAAAUGUCAUUGACAUUUCAAUUAUUAUUUUUUUCAUAUCUCCAUUUCUUGUAAAUGUACAAGUGUUUCAAUCUUUGUGAAAUGAUUUAUAUGAAAGAUUAUGUUUUUAUUUCUAGUACCAGUUUUGACUUCUGUAUAAUGAAACAUAUUUAUAUACAACUAUAUGAUUACAAACAAUAAACGUUUCUCAAAAUUUUCAGCAGAAACAAAUUUUGAAA
Molecule: messenger RNA, 3416 nt
Organism: Biomphalaria glabrata
Lineage: Eukaryota; Metazoa; Mollusca; Gastropoda; Planorbidae
Product: transmembrane protein 178B-like
Exons: 6
Coding region: 242-1162 (306 amino acids)
Cellular component (GO): membrane
Source: RefSeq, a predicted model, not a curated record